UAUCUGGUGGUGUGGUGGAGUGGUGUUUGAGUGUGUGCGGUCGGACUGUGGUUGUGUUUCAGCCGUGCUCGUGUUGAUAACGACAAACUCAGGACGCGUUUCAUCGCAGAGAGAUGGGAAUGCAGAAAAAAUGGCUCUGAAACAAACCAUUCGAACGCUGCUGGCCCUAGUCGCGGUAUCCGCCGUCGGUCAUGCUCUGCGUUGUAACUGCACAAACUGUGAGAAGACUGGUUAUGAGUGCGAGACCGAUGGCGCCUGCAUGGCUUCAACAUACUAUAACCAGGGGAAGCAGCAACAUGUACGCAUCUGUAUCACCCGGGACAACCUGGUCCCGCCUGGACAGCCUUUCUACUGUCUGAGCGCUGAAGGGCUGCUCAACACGCAUUGCUGCUAUGUAGAUUACUGCAACAGUAUUGAUCUGAAAGUCCCAGUUCCAACCAAGGCAGGGAGUGACUGGACAGGCCAAGGCAGUCCUUGGGGGCCAGUGGAGCUGGUGGCGGUCAUCGCAGGGCCAGUGUUUCUGUUAUGUGUGCUUUUGAUGGUCGGCGUGUUCCUCUUCCAGUAUCACCAGAGGGCCUACAGCCACAGACAGAGGCUGGAGGUAGAGGACCCCUCCUGUGACCAUCUGUACUUGGCCAAGGACAAAACCCUGCAGGACCUCAUCUAUGACAUGUCCACCUCUGGAUCUGGCUCAGGUUUGCCACUGUUUGUGCAGCGGACGGUGGCCAGGACUAUUGUGCUACAGGAGAUAAUAGGAAAGGGUCGGUUUGGUGAAGUGUGGAGAGGGAAGUGGCGCGGGGGAGACGUGGCGGUGAAAAUCUUCUCAUCCAGAGAGGAACGCUCCUGGUUCCGAGAGGCUGAGAUCUACCAGACAAUCAUGCUACGACAUGAAAACAUCCUCGGAUUCAUUGCUGCAGAUAAUAAAGAUAACGGCACAUGGACUCAGCUGUGGCUCGUGUCGGACUAUCAUGAGCACGGCUCUCUCUUUGAUUACCUGAACCGCUACUCUGUCACCAUCGAGGGCAUGAUCAAACUCGCACUGUCAGCAGCCAGCGGCCUGGCACACCUACACAUGGAGAUCCUCGGCACUCAGGGUAAGCCUGGUAUCGCUCACCGUGACCUCAAGUCUAAAAAUAUCCUGGUUAAGAAGAACAACGUGUGUGCCAUCGCUGACCUCGGUCUGGCCGUCCGCCACGAGUCCAUCACAGACACAAUCGAUAUAGCACCGAACCAGCGCGUGGGCACUAAGAGGUAUAUGGCUCCAGAGGUUCUGGAUGAAACCAUCAACAUGAAACACUUUGAUUCCUUCAAGUGUGCUGACAUUUACGCGCUGGGCCUGGUCUACUGGGAAAUUGCGCGCCGCUGCAACACGGGAGGUAUUCACGAGGAGUACCAGCUGCCCUACUACGACCUCGUCCCGUCAGAUCCCUCCAUAGAGGAGAUGAGGAAGGUGGUGUGUGACCAGAAACUGAGGCCCAACGUGCCCAACUGGUGGCAGAGCUACGAGUCACUGCGUGUGAUGGGGAAGAUCAUGAGGGAGUGCUGGUACGCCAACGGAGCGGCCAGACUCACCGCCCUGCGCAUCAAAAAGACUCUGUCUCAGCUCAGCGUGGAGGAGGACGUCAAGAUGUGAGCGCCGGGCGACCCGGGGGAGGAGGGGGGGAGACGCGCUGGAGACGCACGGCCAGACCCCGAACACUCCUAUAGGAAACAAACACUAAAGACAGACUGCAAAGACAAAAAACCCUGCCAGUUUUAAAGCCACACUCCAAGUUGUGACAAGGCCUACCUCACCUUUUUAGCCAAAACUACUGAGAAUCCCCCGCCCCCACCCACCCCCACCAGAACAUUUCUCCCUCCUGCCUUCCUUUGACCCUUGUGUUUCCUUCCUGUGCCCGUUGACCCCUCCCCUCCCUCCCUCCCUCCUCCAUGGGCCACAACACCACAGCACUACCACUGUUAAUAUCAUCUCACUUGACCUUUUUUCUGUUUUCCAUUAACCAUGGCAGGAAUUAUUUCUAUUGUACAGUGAUGGGAUUUUUUCUUCUGUUUUUUGUUUUUUUUGGUUUUUACCUCUGAAACUUUCCCAUGAUGGACGAACCUUGUCCAGAAGAGUCGAGCAUGUUGCAGGUUUUUAAGUUUUUAAAUAGCACGUGUGUUCUGUUGGCCAUUCUGUCACUGAGUGUGUGUGUGUGUGUGUGUGUGUGUGUGUGUUAGGGGGCAUCGUUUCUGUGGCUACAUCCACACUACUGCAUUUAUGUCUAAAGCCACACACGUAAAAAGACAAUAAUUACUCUCCGUACACUCUCAUAACAGAAAUCCUACUGUCUGCGCAUGUGUGUGUGUGUGUUUUUUUACUCUAAGCAAACAACUGCAUUUAAAUCUGCUUCCUGUUUACACCUGAAGGGUCAUAUAUUCUGGUGUGUUAUUAAGGACGCAGAUUAUUCCUGAUAUGGUGCUUCAGUGUCUGUUUUGGACACGGAUUAAGUAUUCGUAGUAUGGAUGUAGCCCAAGACACUCGUACGCCCUCUGGUAUCAAGUGUAGUUGUAGACAAAAGCAGCACGAGCGGCUACGUCGUGCUUUCGUCCCACAGACAGAAAUGUAACUGGAGCUUCCUCAUCACGCGACGUGAGACCUCGCCUCAUCAGGGAUGUGGUUCCCGUCCUGGUGUUAGUUUGAAAUGUGGCAGGGAAUAAUGUUUGGGAUGGUUUGUUUUUAUUAUUUAUUUGUCGAUUUUGAUAUUUUUUAUUUCAUAUUGAUGAACACUGUGAGAUGAGAUGUGUGUGUGUGUGUGUGUGUGUGUGUGUGUUGGGGGUGGAAUGUAACGUUCACCGUUAUUCUUCUUCAGCGGACGUCGGGGUGGACGUAGCCAUAACCCCGCAGGUGAGCGGUAAUGACAUCAUGCAAACUGAGCAAAUAAGAAGCGUAUGAAAAUGGCAAUGAAUUUAGUUUUGUUUGUUUUUUUUCCAGAUAUGUUUUGUGUUUUAUGUAAAGAUAUCAUGAUGAGUGUUUUUUCCUUUUUGACAUUAGACACUACUGAUGGGUACAUAUGAUUUGUGUAUAUAUAAAAACAUGCAUUUGUUCCUUUUAUACCACAAGCACCAGUGUGAUAUGUUGUUGUUUUUGCUUGAAUGGUACUUUUCAGAAGUCUUUACUGUGAUCUGUCUGCAUGGUUUCCAACUGUGCCAGGAAAUAGUCUGUGUCACCUGCUGGAAUUUGUUUUUCACGUGCUCCCCUCAUGGCAGUUUGGUGGUACUACUGAUCCCAGUUCAUUUUGUUUUAUUU
This is a messenger RNA of Solea senegalensis (Senegalese sole), 3286 nucleotides long. RefSeq names its product activin A receptor type 1Ba (gene acvr1ba). Gene Ontology annotation, cellular component: activin receptor complex; plasma membrane. The record is from RefSeq and is a predicted model, not a curated record. Gene Ontology annotation, biological process: cellular response to growth factor stimulus; protein phosphorylation; nervous system development. Lineage: Eukaryota; Metazoa; Chordata; Actinopteri; Pleuronectiformes; Soleidae. Bases 131 to 1633 code for a protein of 500 amino acids. Gene Ontology annotation, molecular function: activin receptor activity, type I; ATP binding; activin binding. The transcript is spliced from 9 exons.